Molecule: messenger RNA, 456 nt
Organism: Closterium sp. Yama58-4
Lineage: Eukaryota; Viridiplantae; Streptophyta; Zygnematophyceae; Desmidiales; Closteriaceae
Source: the annotation of a GenBank genome assembly
AUGGCGAGUGGCUCGGCCAAGUUCUUUCCCCUCGUGCUGCGCUUCCUCGAAUGCUGCUUCUGCUCCGCAACUUUCGCCAUCCUGUGCUAUCUCAACUUCUCCUGGAAGAGCAUCAACGUGACGGCCUUUCUGUUCGGAACGGGCGUCACGGGGCUCAUCCUCUCCUUCAUGCUCAUGCUCGUGCACCUCGCUAACAUCGCCGGAGUCAAGAUGGACUCGCUCGGCUCGCAGCUCUUUGGAAGCUUUAUGAUGAUGAUGCUGCUGUUCGCCGCAUCCUGCGCGUCUGCAGCAUUCACGUCGCGCAUGUGCGCCUCCUACUCCUCCAACUUCCUACUCGGCUUCAUUCAAGACAGCUGCACGCUUCUCAAGUGGGCCAACGCCAUGGGCUUCCUUGGCACAUUCACCUACAUGACAUCCUUCUGGGUAUUUACUUCGUUCAUCUACAUGGAAGCAUAG